AACACGAUGAAGCUCAUCAUCCUGGACCACUAUUCUCAGGCCAGUGAGUGGGCCGCCAAGUACAUCAGGAACCGCAUCAUCCAGUUUCACCCCGGACCAGACAAGUACUUCACCAUGGGGCUCCCCACCGGGAGCACCCCACUUGGCUGCUACAAGAAGCUAAUUGAGUACUAUAAGAAUGGAGACCUGUCCUUCAAAUAUGUGAAGACCUUCAACAUGGACGAGUAUGUGGGUCUUCCUCGAGAGCACCCAGAGAGUUACCACUCCUUUAUGUGGAACAACUUCUUCAAGCACAUUGACAUCCACCCGGAAAACACCCACAUUCUGGAUGGGAAUGCAGCUGACCUGCAGGCUGAGUGUGACGCGUUUGAGGAGAAGAUCCAGGCUGCAGGCGGGAUUGAGCUGUUUGUUGGAGGCAUCGGCCCCGACGGACACAUUGCCUUCAAUGAGCCGGGCUCCAGUCUGGUAUCCAGGACCCGUGUGAAGACGCUGGCCAUGGACACCAUCCUGGCCAAUGCUAGGUUCUUCGAUGGAGACCUCGCCAAGGUGCCCACCAUGGCCCUGACGGUGGGUGUGGGCACUGUCAUGGAUGCCAGAGAGGUGAUGAUCCUCAUCACAGGUGCUCACAAGGCGUUUGCUCUGUACAAAGCCAUUGAGGAGGGAGUGAACCAUAUGUGGACCGUGUCCGCCUUCCAGCAGCAUCCCCGCACCGUGUUUGUGUGCGAUGAGGAUGCCACCCUGGAGCUGAAAGUGAAGACCGUGAAGUAUUUCAAAGGUUUAAUGCUUGUUCAUAACAAGUUGGUGGACCCCUUGUACAGUAUCAAAGAGAAAGAGACAGAGAAAAGCCAGUCUUCUAAGAAACCAUACAGUGAUUAACCUGUGCUAAUCCUAGUGCCAGGCACCUCACCGGGACAGGCAGGUCUUUCUGGAAAUUGUCUUGGGGAAGGAAUUGUGUUUUUUUCAUCCAGUAUGAUUACUCUGGAUAAAUGGUUGAACUUAACUGUUCUUGGCUCUGCAGUGUGGAGCCUAUUCAUGGAGUUUAGCUAUAGCAGAAAUGACUUGUCUAUAACUUAUUAAUCAGAAAAAAAAAUCACUCCAUAUUUUGAUGUCUGCUCUACACAGAUUAGGGUUUCGGCUUUGUGUUCUGCCUGACACUGUUCACACGUACAACACACUCCUGUCAGGAAUCUAUCAUCAUGUGCAGAUUCUCAGCUGGGCAAACAGGCUUGUGGUAUUGGACAAACACUCUUUGGAGAGGCUUCAGAGCCCCCUUGACCGGCUGCCCCUUAUUUGAGAAGCACUGCUCCAGGUGAAGGGACAAACUCAAUGGCUAAAGUCGGCAUAAGGAGGCAGUCCCUCUGGUCAGUAACAAGUGCCAUGGAGAGAAAACUGCCCCUUACUUUCUUUCCUCAGUUUCUUUCUCUCUCUCUCUCUCUUCUCUCUCUCUCUCUCUCUCUCUCUCUCUCUCGUCUCUGUCUCUCUCUCUCUCUCAGUUGGCCUUCCCAUGAACCCUGAGGACUCCUUGGGGGAGGACUUAGGAAGAGAGGGCUAAAGAGAAGGCUUUGCUGAUAAGCUCAGAGCCUUGAAAGGCUCAGCAACGUCAAACUCCUCUCCCUCAGGGACCCUCCAGCACCUGAGGAAGGCGAGAAAGGCGGAAACCCUUUUCCCACCAGAGCCCUGUGUUUUUGUUCCAAGGCCUCCCUGUGGCACCCCCUUUUACAUACUCAUUAAUAGUAGAAGGCCCCCUGGGGCAACAGACGCUGGCACGGUUUCAAUGUGUUCAGCCAAGGUGCUAGGGGCUGGACAAGCAGCUCAAUGGUGAGUUUAGUCACAACACGAGUGACAUGCUCUCCUGCUUCCCUAGGAGCUGAGUGCCAAGACAAUAUACAAAUGCUUCUAAGGCUGCCUUUCCCCACCUAACUGCCCCUCUCAUCUCUCGGGUUCAUGUUGUGUGCUCUGAUGUUUCUAGAACAUCAGGAAAUAGAACCCCUUUGUCCCUUUAUCCUUUACCCCUGCUCACAAGAUGAGUCUAUUGCUGUCUUCCUUCUACCCUCUUACACCUCCUCCCCCCACCUUUGUGCCUGUUUCAAGCUGCUGCCGCCUGUUUCUCAUGAUCUUUGAAAGCCAGCUCAAGCCUCUAAGUGCUGUUUGGUACCAGCAUUUUGUCUUUUUAUACGUGAUUGUCCUGUCAUUCUGUUUUAAGUUGAUAGUUCAGUAGGCCUGUUUACAAUGUUAUAUUUUCUAUUAAAUCCAAUGUUUUCAAAUUGGUCAUUUAUGGACUUCUACCACCCCCACUCUCCCAAAGGUUAGAAGAUGGUCUGGGUUCAUAUAUAUUUUUGGAAUAGCUGGUGAACAAAGCUUUAUACUCACUCCUCACAACAGCUCUGCCGGAAGUCACAAUCAUAGCAACUGUUGAUCUUUUUCAUUUACUGGCGGAAAGAAAGUAUGUCAUAAAAGUGAGUUGAAAAGCACCUGUGUGAAAAAUGGUAGGAAUGAAAAGUUGAGCAAUAAAUUGUUCAUGUUCUACCUGUACUUGGGAUCCAAACAAGGAUACAGCUAUUAAAAACAGUAAGGCAGAUCUGUGACCAGGAGGAUAUAAAAAUAAAAACUGCAUGGUAUGGAAAA
Myotis davidii is the source of this 2625-nucleotide messenger RNA. It is a transcript of the gene GNPDA1, whose product is annotated as glucosamine-6-phosphate deaminase 1. The record is from RefSeq and is a predicted model, not a curated record. Gene Ontology annotation, cellular component: cytoplasm. The transcript has 6 exons. NCBI's taxonomy places the organism in Eukaryota, Metazoa, Chordata, Mammalia, Chiroptera, Vespertilionidae. Gene Ontology annotation, biological process: N-acetylneuraminate catabolic process; carbohydrate metabolic process; N-acetylglucosamine catabolic process. Gene Ontology annotation, molecular function: glucosamine-6-phosphate deaminase activity; identical protein binding. The coding region runs from base 7 to 876 and encodes 289 amino acids.